Cloeon dipterum is the source of this 1862-nucleotide messenger RNA. RefSeq lists its product as uncharacterized. NCBI's taxonomy places the organism in Eukaryota, Metazoa, Arthropoda, Insecta, Ephemeroptera, Baetidae. The transcript is spliced from 11 exons. Gene Ontology annotation, cellular component: nucleus. The record is from RefSeq and is a predicted model, not a curated record. The coding region runs from base 167 to 1642 and encodes 491 amino acids. Gene Ontology annotation, biological process: response to oxidative stress.
UCAAAGGGAAUGAAUAUCGCAGCUGACAGGCAGCCCGUUGAGCCUGUGUCGUGCUUGUACCUUUCGGCGGCAAUUUUUAGGUCAUUUUUCGGAAUCCGAUAAGUCACAAAAUUUUUCAGCAAGUUUAAUGGCCUCCUGAACAUCGUGGUUUUGUCGACCAAACGAAAUGGGCGUGAAUCACAGUUCAGACUCGACAGGGAAGAGUGGUAAGGGCCACCACGACGAACAGGCCAAGGCCGAGAAGCCUGAAAAACCCUACGAGUUCCUCCUCCCUGUGGAGAAAUUAUGCAGAAAAUUAGAGGAAAUCACAAACAAAGAAGAAUCUCUCAAAGGAAUCAGCCUGAAUGUCUUUCAAACCCGAGUGUUUCCGGUUUACCCGGAGCUUGCCAGUCGCAUCUACGCCUUGUUCUGCCGGGUGAGCGGCCACAAGGGCAAUGGGCCGAUCCCGGCCAGCUCCUUCUUACAGGUGGCCGAAAAAUUCAUGAACAUCAUGUCUGACGAGAAGCAGACCGAACUCUACCUCAAGAUGUAUGCCGAAGAAAAUUUGAGUGAGAUCAAGAAGGAUAACUUCCAGCAGCUGGCCACCUUGUCGCACACCGUAGCGCUGGACCACUACCCCGAAGGUCCCCGGUGCUGUGCGAAGACCAGAGAGACCCUCGCCACGCUCGCCAAUGCAGCGUUCCACGGCAAGGAGGUGCUCUCGCUCACCUACUUGGCCCAUUGGGUCACCGAAAAUAGUCCGCGGCUGCUGCUUGGCCUGCACCGGUACGUCGUGCACCAUCUCAACACUUCGUACAGAACCAUCGACCAGCCCCUCAGCUCCGGUCCACAAAAUGAAGAGGAAAAAAAGGUUGAUUCAAAGAACAUGGACCUGGGCACGCCAGUGCUGGAGAGCGAGCCGCACUUCCCGGACAACGAGGAGGCAAAGCCGCUGCCUCUAUCCGAGGUGUGGCUGCUAGCCGUCAGCCUACCCAAGCUGUACAUCCAGCCGUCGGUCAUCCACUCACCGUCGUCGAGCAGCGGCCUCGCCUCUCUCGACUCGCAAGGAAUCAUCGCCCGAUUUCUCGGCACAAUUUGUCCAUCGCACUGGACGCCACUGUACAACAGCAACAACCACGGCCUUGGUGCCAACAGAUUUUUGACGCACGUGCUCAACUAUCGCGGACCGACGUUGACGUUUAUUCGCGGCGAAGGCGACGUCGAAUUCUGUAUCGGCUCGACGGACGAGUGGAAGGAAACGCACAUGUACUGGGGCAAGGAAGACUGCAUCGUGCUGCAAACUAAACCAUUAUUCCACAUUAUCGAGCGUGGGCCAAAACUGAUGUACCUUAACACCGGCAUCCGUGGUUACCCAUUGGGCCUGCGCGCCGGUCUUGACCCGAGAAAACCCACGCUCAGCAUCAACAGCGGAUUCACGCAGGUUGAAUUCAAGGCGAUACCGUACCCCCUGUUCAGCGUUGAGGUCUGGGGAUGCGGAACCUCACAAUCCAGAGAGGCGCAGCUGGACAUCAAGAAGUGGCAAGUGAAGCAGGCCGAGCGGCAGAGGCAGGUGAAGCUGUCCGCGGCUGACUGGGUGGACCACCCAGACAGAUAUUUGCUCGAGCUUGGCGGUCGCACCACAUACAAUGAGCAAGGCACCUAGCACCCGCGCCACCUCUAGUCACUCGGGCCAGUUUUUCGUCACAAACAUUAUGCUAAGUCUGAGAACUAUUCCAUUAAAUGAUGUAAAUUAUGGAGCGGGAGAAGAAGAUGUUGAGCUAUAUCCACUUAGAAAUUCCUACUAACUGUGAAAUUUGAUUAAGACCUUAAAUAUUAAAUUAAUUGUGCAUUGCAUUUCAAUAAAUUAUAAAAUUUAUAUUUAA